Molecule: messenger RNA, 1721 nt
Organism: Aethina tumida (small hive beetle)
Lineage: Eukaryota; Metazoa; Arthropoda; Insecta; Coleoptera; Nitidulidae
Product: catalase-like
Exons: 5
Coding region: 179-1702 (507 amino acids)
Biological process (GO): hydrogen peroxide catabolic process; response to hydrogen peroxide
Cellular component (GO): mitochondrion; peroxisome; cytoplasm
Molecular function (GO): heme binding; catalase activity
Source: RefSeq, a predicted model, not a curated record
GCCAAAUUCUCAGUAUUGUUUGUGAAAAACAUAGUUUUAACCACAAAUAAUCGUAUUAGAAAUGCCCAAAACAUAUUUUUAAUCAAAUUUCUAUACAUCCGGUUGACGAUUAAAAACACCACUAUAUAUUCGCCCCAUCGAAAAACCAAAACUCAGUCCGAACCAACGGUGUGCCACCAUGUCGAAAUUCGAGUUCAAAAAACGCGACACGGCCUCAAACCAACUCCUCGAAUACGCCAAGAAACAUUUCGACGACGACCAUUCGACGACGACAGGAUCGGGCAAUCCUGUCGGCGACAAGGACGCCAGCCUGACCGUCGGUCACCAGGGCCCCACCUUGUUGCAGGACAUCGAUUUGAUCGAUGAACUGUCCCAUUUCACCCACGAACGGAUACCUGAGAGGGUGGUGCACGCCAACGGGGCUGGGGCCUUCGGUUACUUCGAAGUUACUCACGAUAUUACUCAAUAUACGGCUGCUAGUGUCUUUGCUGAGGUUGGCAAAAGAACCCCCAUUGCCAUAAGGUUUUCGACAGUUUUUGGGGAACGUGGUUAUGCUGACACUGUCACUGACAUCAGAGGCUUCGCCAUGAAGUUCUACACUGAUGAUGGUAUCUGGGACUUGGUUGGGAACAACACCCCAAUAUUCUUCAUUAAUGACGCCAUACUCUUCCCCAGUUUGAUCCACAUUCUAAAAAGAAACCCCAAGACUCAUCUACGUGACCCAGACAUGUUCUGGGACAUGCUUUCCUUAAGGCCCGAAACAACCCACCAAACAGUCCUGAUGUUCUCGGACAGGGGAAUCCCCGCCAGCUACAGACACAUGCACGGCUACGGCUCCCACACCUACGCCUUCGUCAACAAGUUCGGCAAGUUUUUCUACUGCAAGUUCCACAUGAAAACCAACCAAGGCAUUAGAAACUUGGCGCCGGAGUUGGCGGCCAAAAUAGCCGGGCAAGACCCCGACUACCACCUGAGGGACCUGUACAACGCCAUAGAAAGCAAAGACUUCCCAUCUUGGGACUUCUACGUGCAGAUAAUGACCCCGGAACAGGCUGCGGAGAGUCACUUCAACCCCUUCGACAUGACCAAAGUGUGGUACCACGCCGACUUCCCCCUAAUACCGGUGGGGAGGUUCGUGCUGAACAGGGUGCCCAAGAACUACUUCGCAGAAGUGGAACAACUAGCCUUCGACCCGGCUAACUUAAUACCAGGAAUCGAACCGUCACCGGACCGGAUGCUGCAAGGACGCCUCUUCGCCUACAGGAACACCCAGAUGUACAGACUGGGCACCAACUACCGACAAAUUCCAGUCAACAGGCCCUUUAAAGUGCACAACUACAGCAGGGACGGUGCCCACAACAUAGACAAUCAAGGGGACGCCCCCAAUUACUACCCCAACAGCUUCCACGGGCCCGAGAACGACAAGAGGGCUGACGCCCUCUCCCCAGUCCUCCACGUGGACGCCCACGUGAAGAGGACCGACAACAAUUCGGAGGAUAAUUUUACGCAGUCGAGGGUUUUCUAUCAGAGGGUGCUCAAGCCGGACGAAAGGGAGAGGCUGGUCAGGAACAUUGUGGAGAGUCUGAGACUGGCCAACGGGGUGAUUCAGGAUAGGGCCAUACAGAACUUUUCCAAGGUCGAUCCGGACUUUGGGAACAGGAUAAGGAGGGGAAUCAAGGCUCAGACACAUGCUGAAAUAUAAAUAAAUAAAAUUAAGUUGA